GCUCAGGACUUGGCUGAGAUGCAGCGUGAUCAGAGGACAGAGCAGAGGAGAACAAUCACAAUGACGGAUUUUCAGGCUCUCACCGUGUGGCAGAGAGUCCAGUUAUUCUGCCAAGGGAUUUUGGAAAAUGGAGACAAAAGGACAGACAACUGGCUUCUGGUCUAUUCUCCUGUGCCAAUUAGCUGUGUCUUCCUGUGUUACUUGAUCAUUAUAUGGGUGGGGCCAAAGCUGAUGGCAAAGAGACGGCCAGCCAACCUUAGACCUGUUUUGAUAGUUUAUAACUUUGCCAUGGUCUGCCUGUCUGCCUAUAUGUUCUAUGAGUUUACAGCCUCCUCCUGGUUGGCAGGAUACAGUCUGCUGUGCCAGCCAGUCAACUACAGUGACAGCCCCUCGGCCAUGAGGAUGGCCAGAGUAUGCUGGUGGUUCUUCGUCUCCAAAGUUAUAGAGCUCUGUGACAGUAUUUUUUUCAUCCUAAGGAAGAAGAACAGCCAAGUGACCUUUCUCCAUGUCUACCAUCACGCCACAGUGAUCUUCAGCUGGUGGGCUGGGGUUAAAUAUGUGGCUGGCGGACAGUCUUUCCUGAUAGGUCUGAUUACCUCCCUCGUCCACGUAGUGAUGUACUUGUACUACACCCUGGCGGCUGUGGGACUGAGCAUGAUCAAAUACUUGUGGUGGAAACGCCACCUCACCACCCUACAGCUGCUCCAGUUUCUCAUAGUGACGAUCCACACCACCUACAACCUGUUUGCCGACUGUGACUUCCCUGACUCUAUGAACAUCAUUGUUUUGGCAUAUUCCCUCAGCCUCAUCGCUGUCUUCAUUAACUUCUACUACAAAAGCUACCUCACCGAGAAGAACAAGAAAGCGUAGCAGAGCAGAGGGAAUGAGACAGAAUCAAAGUGGAAUGAAGGGGGGGGGGAUUAAAAAGUAAUUUCUGCUUGUUUGUUAUCUUGAUUACUUAAUUGUAAUUAUUGUAUUGAUAACAAUUAUUAUUUUACUAUGUG
Archocentrus centrarchus (flier cichlid) is the source of this 1004-nucleotide messenger RNA. RefSeq names its product elongation of very long chain fatty acids protein 4-like. The record is from RefSeq and is a predicted model, not a curated record. The transcript is spliced from 8 exons. NCBI's taxonomy places the organism in Eukaryota, Metazoa, Chordata, Actinopteri, Cichliformes, Cichlidae. Gene Ontology annotation, cellular component: endoplasmic reticulum membrane. Bases 19 to 870 code for a protein of 283 amino acids. Gene Ontology annotation, molecular function: fatty acid elongase activity. Gene Ontology annotation, biological process: sphingolipid biosynthetic process; fatty acid elongation, saturated fatty acid; fatty acid elongation, polyunsaturated fatty acid.